Molecule: messenger RNA, 3026 nt
Organism: Sycon ciliatum
Lineage: Eukaryota; Metazoa; Porifera; Calcarea; Leucosolenida; Sycettidae
Exons: 2
Coding region: 1-2646 (881 amino acids)
Biological process (GO): DNA integration; DNA recombination
Molecular function (GO): DNA binding
Source: RefSeq, a predicted model, not a curated record
AUGUGGUUCCCUCCCGAAAAAUGCGCCAUCGUCCACCAGGAGAUAGAGGAUCUCCUAUCCAAGGGUGCAAUUCGACCGGUGAGCCCAUCUCCCGGCCAGUUCGUGAGCCGGUUAUUCACCGUACCCAAGAAGGGUACCACCGCCGAACGUCCAGUCAUCGACCUCCGCCACCUGAACGAGCAUGUGCGGUACGAGCACUUCCAGAUGGAGGGUCUCCACCUUGUUCCCCUAUCCGUCCGAGAGGGCAAUUGGCUCACAAAGCUAGACCUCAAGGACGCGUACUUCACCGUGCCGAUCCAUCCCCAGCACCGCCGGCUCCUGCGCUUCAGUUGGGAGGGCCAACUCUACGAGUUUCAGUGCCUACCGUUCGGCCUGUCCAGCGCCCCCCGGGUAUUCACGAAGCUGAUGAAGGUCCCGAUCAGUGUUCUUCGUCGUCAGGGCAUUCGUCUCAUCCUGUAUCUCGACGACCUUCUCCUGAUUGCCGAGUCACGGCCGGCCGCCGUGCUGCAGACGCAGCAGGCCAUUCAACUCCUAGAAUCUCUGGGUUUCGUAAUCAAUCGGAAGAAGUCCAUUCCCGAGCCUACGCAACAGCUCGAGUUCCUAGGAUUUCAGUUGAACUCUGUGGCCAUGACGAUGUCGGUGCCGAUCGACAAGGCGCGGAAACUCCAGCAGGAGUGCCACCGAGCCCUGUCCCAGCCCUACCUGUCCAUCCGCGCAUUGGCCUCACUCCUGGGCAGGAUGGUUGCGUGCUCCCCAGGCAUGUUUCUGGCCCCACUGCAAUUCCGCCACCUUCAGCAGUUGAAGAUUGCAGCCCUUCGUCGCCAUCAGAGCUACCUUGCCACGGUACGCCUGACGCCGGAAGCCAGGACGGAGCUGACGUGCGGUGUGCGGCACAACGAGUACUGGGGGUCAAUGGUCCCCUACCGAGGCCAAUCUCCACAUCAAUGCUCUGGAAUUGAUCGCUGCCUCAUUCGCGGUGAAAGCCUUUCAUCACCGGGCCUCUUACCGUCCUCUGCACAUCAAGUUGUUGAUCGACAACACGACAGCCGUCAGCUACAUCAACCGCUUAGGCGGCACGCAUUCCCGUCUCCUGUCCCAGAUCGCUUGCGACCUCUGGAGAUGGGCGGUCCAACACGAUAUCCGCCUCCAGGCGGAAUAUGUGCCGAGCGAGGAGAACCCAGCGGACCAUCCUUCUCGGGGCUCCCUCUCCGAGUCCGGCGACUGGCGCCUGGACCCUGCUCUGUUUCGCAGGAUUCAGAGGGCAGCUCCUUGGACCUUGGUGCUAGAUCUGUUCGCAUCUCGACUGAACACGCAACUUCCCGCCUUCUAUGCUUGGAGGCCGGAUCCGGAGGCUCUCGCUCUAGAUGCGUUCUCUCAGAAUUGGAGUCUCCCUCAUCAGGACGCGGUGUAUGCCUUCCCACCAUUCUGCCUACUGGACAGGGUGCUUCAUCGUGUGGCCUCACUCCAUACUUGCCGGAUGAUACUGGUCGCACCAGUAUGGGAUACGCAGCCAUGGUACGCGACUUUGCUGCAGCUGUUGGUCGAUUUCCCCAUGCUUCUGCCCACAUUCGACUGCCUGCUACUCUCACCCUCGGGCCAUCCACACCCACUGGUACUAUCCCGCCACCUGCGCCUCGCCGCAUGGCCUAUCUCCAGCAGCGCUUCAAUGCAGCAGGACUUUCUCCACAGGUCGUGCGACUCCUCUCCUCCUCUUGGCGGUCAUCAACCAAUGCCGCUUACGCAUCGGCAUGGGAGCAGUGGCUGGGCUGGUGCAGUCAACGGUCAGUGGAUCCCGUUCGCCCAUCUUUAGCUAUGGUGCUCCAGUUCCUGGCCGAUUCCUUUGAGGACGGCCGCAGCUACAGUACCCUGAAUGUCUAUCGGUCAGCGAUGUCUGCUACCCUGCCUGAGCUGGAUGGUGCACCCAUUGGCCAGCACCCGUUGGUGGUGCGUUUGCUCCGUGGUAUCUGCCUAGAGCGUCCGCCGCAGCCGCGGUACUCACAUACUUGGGAUGUGGGUAUUGUCACUUCUUGGCUCUCUAAACUGCCUGCCAACACGGACCUGUCUCUCCCUGUCUUGUCUGGCAAGUUGGCCAUUCUGAUGGCCUUGACUGCUGCUCGGCGCUCUUCGGACCUCCACCGGCUAAGCCUCAACUCUCAUCGUUUCUCUGCCGAGGGCGUGGUAUUUGACUAUCUCACACCCCCUAAGCAGCAUCGCCCUGGUUCGGAACCAGCCCGACCUGUCACCUUUGCUGCCUUUCCUGUGACUCCUGCACUCUGUGUUGUGGAGUGCUUCAGGGAGUACUUGCGUCGGACCGCCGACCUGCGACAGGCAUCUUCUGCACAUCUGUUCCUCAGCACGAAGCGUCCGCACCACCCUGUCACCUCUGCAACGAUUGCUCGUUGGAUCAAGCAGGUUAUGUCCAAGGCUGGUGUGGAUACAUCAUUGUUUGGUGCCCAUUCCACUCGUGCCGCUUCUACGUCUGCUGCGAAGCGUAAAGGUAUGUCGACAGUGGACAUCAUGAAAUGUGCUGACUGGAGUUGCGCAUCUGUGUUCCAGCGCUUCUAUUUCAAGCCAUGGGAGGGUGAGACCAGCGGCUCUUCCCCAUCGGCACAUCAGCAGUUCUGCCGCUCUGUGCUUGCGCCGUAGCGCUACCAAUGUUGGCCUGGCCAGGUUCUGAGUCUGUGACUUUGUGUCUACCUCAGUAAUCCGAUUGCUGUCUGUGCCUGGCUUUCUCAAUGCCGUUCUAUCUGUGCAUGUGUAUAGUACACGGCUUUCCUCAUUUAUUCUUCCUUUUGCCAUUACGCCUGUGUCCUUGUUCUGGACAGGCCUUUUGUCACUUUCUGCGGCAAGUUUCCGUGGCACCGGUUUACCCUGUUCCUUACUGAUUUGGUGGUGUGCAUGGUGUGCUGCAUGCCCGGUUGGGGGUUUUCAUGGCCUGCGUUGGUCCCUCUCUCCGGUCUUGUGGUGUUCGCUUCACCUCUGAUUUGAGCGUUGAAAUCUACAGUGUUACAUGGAGCGGAGCCUCU